AAUUUUCACAACUUCACCGCAUCAAUACAUCGAUCAUUUCGGCACAAAUCUCAACUGGAAGCCCUCAAAUCUGAAGGCUAUCACCCCUCACCCUAACGCUUACGGCAGAAUGGACGUGCCAACACCCAUCACAGUGUUGCCAUCGUUUUCUCCCGGCAGCGGGACCCCGGCGGUCUGCCUCACUCAAGAUCUGCCCCAGGGAGUUGACGCAGAUAUUCUGCUGCUGAGUUGCCGAGAUCUUCGACACAUCCUGUACACGCUCUACGCUGAGCAAGGCUUUCCGGCACGCACUAUCGAUUUCACCGCCUGCGAUGCCGACGAAAAUGUCAUUGCGCGGAACAUCUUGCUCUUGACCCUCAUCCUGGAUGGGCUCAACGCAGUUUCACUCACUCAGCUCUGGAACGUCUACUAUCAUUUCUACCUCGACGAAACAGAUCUACAGCUUCUUGACGCUCAAGCAAGGAAGCUGGUUGGCUUAUCGCAGACCCUGCAGGACUGGCACGCAAGCACCUAUGGCACUACGGUGCGUUUUGGCGAUGAGUCGACCCUCUCUCUGACUCGUCGGGUAUGGGCCGAGUACGCGAAUGCUGCCCGUGGCCGAGCCACGGUUGGGUACAGGGCCCAAUUCGAGGCGGGCUUAAUGAGGUCAAGAAGGGCCGCAGAUGCGGAAAAGCAACAUCGGCCAAGUUUCACGCGAGCAACCACGCCUCUGUCUGAAGCGCUUUCGGACGAGCUUAAUGAAGCCAUCAAGCAGCACUGGGAAACGGGUUUGACAGGGCCUCUGCCUGCUUCAGGCACAACCUCGAUGGCUCCGAACCCCGUAUUUGCGGUGCCGCUACGAGGUUCCUCGCUUCUCAGAUUCCCAACUGAUGCUCUUCUGAGUUUCCAUCUGGCUGCCGCCGCUGCCAAGCUCACUUAUUUGUCUCCCCUUCGCCUCGAUGAACAAAGGGUCGAAAGCGCCGACAUCAAACUCAAGCUGUUCGAGCUGGCAAGACUACAGUUUAGCCAGUGGACAAAUGCCUUUCGGAUCGCGGCACCACGAACUACGGUUCGCUUCAUUGCAAGCAAUCCUUUUGCCCUCUGCUCCACGCUGUGGCACUGCUUUAAGAAGGGCGACACAUGCGCCAACAAGUUCCGACGGCAGCUCAGUUUUGACUUGCUGAGACUCGCAGAUUGCGAGUACGGUGCGAGUGGUAAAGCGCCCAAGCAGUUCGACGUCAUCGACACGUCGAGCCUCGCAGAUCAGACAGGGACAUUGAACCUGCUGGUUUCCGCUCGGCCCUUGCUGAAAGAUACGCCGCUCGCGACUCUCUACACCGAUGAGGUACGCGGCGCGGCUGAUGACCCAGGUCGGCCCAUUGGCCAGUUGAUCUGGCGGACUUAUAUGGUUCCUACGCUACUCGGCCUAGUGCCCGCCGAGUAUUGGACUAACGCCAAUGUAACAUCGUUCGCUACAAAGACUGCGAUAACAGCCGACUAUAACGCUAGGGAAACGACGGUCUCUUUUCCCUGUCUCGAUUCUCGUGCUGCCUGGAAGCUGGUCAAACACAUUCCGGGGUCGCCGCCGAAGACAGCCAAGCUAAUUGUUGCUAAGGAGUCGGACAUUGCAUUGUGGUUUUACUGCAUAUACAGCGGCGUGUUCGAGUCUCGACGUCCGGACACGCCAAAUUUGGACGACAUACCGGAACUACUGUGUUAUCAUCCAGGAAGCUUCGCUGCCUUGCUCAAAGCCGUUGGCGAACAUCUACAGCUGGAUCUUCAGCGAGUCAAAAUGGAUUUCGUGGAACACCUUGUGACAAGCCACAAGAAACCGGGGGGAGCCACUCACCCGAACACUCCCCGUAUCUUAGAAGUGUUCAGCUGGCUCUCUCCGAAACUUCCUAAGAAGGCGGAGAAACCGGUGACCUAUACCUGGAUUGAAGAUGACUACGAGCACCCGGAAUUUUACAACUGGCAUGACGUCCCACCGGUCCUUGCGGUGACCCUGGCUAUCCCCGCGGAUCGGUGGAAACGGAUGCUGCAGUCGGUACAAGACAAGGCUCUAUCUACUGAUAUCUUGAUCGAAGUUCAUGUGGCCAGGAAUCUUCCCACGGCUAGGGUAUAUUCAGACGUCCAGAUUUCCUUCGGCAAGAUUAUUGAACAGGGUUUCUCUUCCGCGGACAACUUCGCCUUGCUUGUAGAGGAGGAUAAAGAGGGCUGGAGCGGAUCAUCGGAGAUGAUCGUCUCUUUUGUUGUUGAGACAGUGGUCAUCGAAGACACCUAUAACUAUGCGGAUGUAAGUGUUUGCGUGGUCCGCACAGGAUCUAGCACCGCCCUGUUUCAAGAGCUGCUGGGUGAGGAUUGCACAAUUCACCGGGCAAGCUUCAAACCAAGAGCCGGUUAUGGGCGUGUUCUUUUCACUAAACAGCGACCCGGACAAAUUCCUCCGCCAAUCGCUUGGGACGAGCCGGAAGCUUCUCCGGAAGCUUCUCCGGACGCACCAGCUCCUGAGUUGGUUUUUUCCGCCGACUUCGACGAGGCCUCUGGACACCAUAUUACCACAAUUACAGGGCGCAUCAACAUCACAUCGGAGCAGGGAAAGAAGCUAUUGGCCGAUAAAGCCAAGAUUGAGCUGCAACAGUCAUCUCCGUUUACCAUUGAAGUUGUCUUUGGCCAGGGGAUUCUCACUCUGCCUCUCACGUUCCCAGUCCCGGUCGUCAAGGAGGGCAGCAAGACUCGCAUUGCUCGCAAGUCUUGUUACAUCGAGGUUGUCGCGCCGUUCGCGAGCCCUUUGGAGUCGCCGCCUAUUCUAGAUGACUUCUUGCUCCCGACAACCUUGGUCAAGCCCUCUUGCAUCCCGGUGACAAUCAACAUACCCCACCUUAACCUCGACAGUCUCCCAAUCCUGGACAUAGAUGAAAAGUCCCCUCUCGGCUUCAUUGGAACCGUCACUUCCCUCACCUUCACUCCGCGUGAGCGUCGGCUCCGCGAGGAGGCGUUCAUGGGAUCCUCCACAAGGCUGAGUUCCUCGGCCCGCCUCAACUUCAAGGAAUCUCUCUUUACGAUUUUCAUGAUCACCGCAGGUCUGCAAGGCGGCCAGACGGGCUUGAUCGCCUUGAAGCACCCGCAGCAAGGGGGCAUCCACAUGCUGCUGUUUGUGAGCGCGGUCCGACUCGAUGGGCCGCACGGCUCCGUCGUGCUGGACGCGGCCAUCCUUCCCUUGACAAAGGCCUUGAUUGAAUCGGGCGAGCUGGAGGUCUUCCUUUUGCUGCUCAACAGCCUCGAGUGCUGCACCCUCACCAUCAACGACGCCGAGCUGGCCCUCUGGAAGAAGGCGCUUCCCGCGCUGGCCGAGCGCUGCCGCACGUGGGUUCACGAUCCGGACACGUGCGAAUAUAAACGCCACGGCAGGGUCCCCGUUGGUCUGGGCAUGGGUGAGCAGGUCCUGUGUUCCUGCGGCCAGGGCAAAUUCCCACCCGACUUUAUCACACUCCCCGAGUGGGACACGGCGGCGAAAUAUGCCACGCGCGUGGCCAUCAGCCCCGUGUUUGCGUCUGACCUUGUGGGAGAGCUGGUCGAUGCUGAUUCAAUCAUAACGGGUCCGGCAGGUGCCGCGGCCCGGCUGAAAUCUUGUAGGAAUUGUGGCAAAAACGAGGGUGGGGAGACGGGUGUCAAGCUGAAGAGGUGCGCGCGCUGCUUGGAAGUUGUCUAUUGUUCUUCUGAAUGCCAGAAGAAGGACUGGAGGAAACAUCGAAUGGAGUGCAAGGAGAACGAAAUAUAUCAUCAGGAGUAAAGGGUGUGUGUCACAGCCCUGUUGCCACUUCUGGAACUGGGAUGGAUAUCUUCAUUCUCGAUGUUUGGCCAUGCCCAUAUCAUUGAUAUAACAGGGCCAUGGCAUACACUUUAGUUUGCGUGUAUUCCAAAAAAGAUGUACUGGGUCCAGCUAUUUAGGGUUGAAGAGAAGACCUUCUUGGGAACGGUCCUACCUGUAUCAGGCUAUUGACACAGCUUGGAAUUUGGAAUAAAAACAGAAUGAUCAGAUACUGCAACUCAGUCUAUGACUCCCGGAUUU
This is a messenger RNA of Canariomyces notabilis, 4051 nucleotides long. RefSeq lists its product as uncharacterized. The record is from RefSeq and is a predicted model, not a curated record. Gene Ontology annotation, biological process: regulation of transcription by RNA polymerase II. Gene Ontology annotation, cellular component: nucleus. The coding region runs from base 110 to 3772 and encodes 1220 amino acids. The transcript has 2 exons. Lineage: Eukaryota; Fungi; Ascomycota; Sordariomycetes; Sordariales; Chaetomiaceae. Gene Ontology annotation, molecular function: DNA-binding transcription factor activity, RNA polymerase II-specific.